UUAAGCUUGGCUAAGGGCUGUUUUCAAAUAGGUUCUUCUGAUCAGCCGCGGAGGAGGAUGAGCGAUGGAAAUCCGCCAAGUUUCAGGUGCAAUUUGGACAGAUGUGAGGCCAUCAGCAUUCGACAGCUGAGGCUUUACAGUUUUUUCAAGGCAGUGAAAUUGGAGCAGCUUCAAAAAAUGGCCGCCUGGUGAAAAGUUUUUCCCCUCUUCGACUGCAGUUCGGUGCCAGUUUGAGAGCAACAUCCAGAUGAAGACUUGCUACUACCACCGUGAACAAUAAUGCUGAACUCCUAGAAAAGGCCUUUGUCGUACGUGGGAGGCUACGCUGGACUGAACCGGACCUGUUCUGUCACUGCAAGGAGGCUUCCAGCCAAGAAGCGGCGCCUUUACACAAAGUGGACAUAUUGAAUGUUAGCAGGAAGGAGCAGCGCACAAAAAGCCCGUCAUCAUCCGAGCAGACGACUGUCGAAGGAAAACAUUUGGACACCGGCGUUCUAACACGAGAUCUUCUUUUUACUCCUCCCUGGGGGACUCCAUUAUUCCAUCAUCCCUUCCUCCAAGGUGACAUCCAGGACUUUCGACCAGUGCGGCUUCGGUAAUGUAAUUAACCGUCAAAGUGAGACGUCCUAAAGGUGACAUGCUACGACAAACUUCAUCACACGGCAGCCUUAAGGCCUCCCCCUCGCCCCGCAAUCAAAUGGGGCUAUGUCGACGUCAAAUUACACAGAUUACAAGUGUAAUCGCUGCCCGUCCGGCGGCUGUCAAUCAGCUGGCGGUGGUAAAAGUGUGUCAUCAGGUGGUCCGAGCUCGGCUAAGUUGUGAGAGGGCGAAUGAAGUGAAGCAGGGACGGUUUAAUUAAAACUGUGACAUUGUAUCAUAAAAACCAGAAACCUAAUCGUGAUGGAAUAAGUAUAAUGUAAUUAUCAAGCCGGUUAUAAAUAGCUUUAAUUUCAUGCUUUGUGGAAAUGAAAUGGAAAUGGCAUGGAGGGGAGGUGGCCAUAUGCGUAGUAUGCGUGAGUGUGUGUGUGCACGAGGAGGUAGUUUACCGAGCUUGUCGCCACCCUUCUGCCAAGUGCCAAGAGACAGGAGCCAAAUCCAAUUUCUCCUCUCCAGGUCACACGUCUGUCCACUCAGCCAUCCUUCAAACUUCUCUCUAUUUGUCACCCUGCUCAUUAUUAUCCACCCUGCUACAUUAUCUGAUGUGACUCCAAUAAAAAAAAAAAAAAAAAAAGGCUGGGUGGGUUGUAAGGAGACACCUGACAGGCCCCAAAAAAAGGCCCGAGAGUUUGUCAUCUUCCCUUUCUCGAUGCUUGAUCAUCCUAAUGAAAUCUAAUCUGCACGCACAAACCGCAGCGAAUAUGCAAUUGGAAUCCGGUUUAUUUACAUCCUACUUCCGUAUUUGGCAAAAACAGGGAAGUGUACUUUCUCCUGGCUCGGGUGAACAGGGAAGGUGGGGACUGUUUAAAAACACCUGAAGGAACUUUAAAUGUCUACAAUGCCUUUUUUUGUAAAACACAAAAUGUCACCAGAGAGACAAAAAACAUGACAAUAUUCAAUGUUUUUUAUACAUGAAUUUAACUUUUCCAUCUGAUGUGGACGCCUUCACCACCCAGGUCGGUAUAAUACCGACAAUCAGAUACGUAUUACGUGAAGAAGAAAAUCACAAGUGCGCAGUAAGCUUCAGUAAUAUGAGACAUUCUUUGCAGAGGAUAAACAAUAUACGCCUGUGAGUAUCGUUACAUGCUCUUUCUGUGUAUAUUGUUGCACCGUUUGUGUUCAAAUAUCCGAUCCAAAAGGGGCUCCAACACCGCAACGCAGAUGCUAUUCGUUAGCCUGUCAUCUGUGUUUUGCAUUGUUAGCAUUCAGCUCAACAGAGUCUUAGCACUUUUAUAUUAAGGCACUACCGUACGAGUGUUUUUAAAAGAUAUUGAAACAUGUUCAUCUUUUUUUUAUUGCUUUUAAAUAGAAGUCGCAUAGUCACAUCUUCUUGUCUCAAAAAUAACAGAAAAACAGCAAAGACUGAGACGAGCGAGGCUCAAACAGCAUGACUGAUUAGCUUGUUGGAAGGAGCGAGGAAAGAAUUUAUAAGGAGGGUUCACAGGUGCGAGGGGUGAAAACCCAGGCGCCUGAGAGCCUAAUGAUCUGAGGGGUCCUUGAAGUAAUCCACGGGGAGCCCCAAUAAAUGCAGGACCACACCAAGAGAAAACAUGGCGCUCGCGCUGAGCGCUGAAGAAGACGAUGUUUUUCCACUCGCACCCCAAACAAUAAAAGCGCUUGACGAGUGGCUGUGAUUACGGCAUCGUGUUGAUUAGCACAAUGAUUGCAGCGGGUUCCAGUUGUAAUCCUUUAAGUAGACAAAUUGCUUAAAAUGAAGGUUAAAGCAUCAGUUGGGUCACUUAUUAGAAACCCUUUAAAAAGAGAGAAAAAGAACUGAAAAGGCUUGGGCGUGCUAAAUGGCGCCAGUGAAGAGCACCCUGCUUUUUCUUCGCACAAAGAAAAACAUUUAAAGUAUCCGGUGGAACGACGUAUGAUUAACCAGAAAUAUCUCGUAAAACGAGGAGUGACUACAAAUUUGAAAGUUUUCAAAAAGAGGAAACAAAACAUUGUGCCAACCAAUCAGAUUGCGUGACGUCAUCGAUACCGGAAGACGAAUCCCAAACCUGAAAACAGCGCCUGGAUUCAAAGUGGAGACGUUAAACCAAGGAUAAUCCUCAUCGCCGUGACCAUGAGUUUCUCUCCAUGUCCACCUGAUGCCCUGGCGGGCGACAGCAUCCAGCAGCAGAGGAACUGCUGGGAGAGGAAACGGAGCCGAGCAGCCAGAGAGUUGGUGCGGUCAGAGCAGCGUUACUGCCAACAACUGGAGCUUGUCACCACUUACUUUGUGGCGAUUUUGAAGGCCAAAGGAACCCUGAGGCAGGACAUUACAGAAAGCAUCUUCAGUUCAAUUAAAGCCAUUCACUCAGUAAACCAAUCUCUGCUGGUUCACCUGGAAAAUGGCGACUUCGGAAAGGGCUUUGACCUCUUUUGCCCUCAACUGCACCACUACAACGUCUUCGUGGACAACAUUUACGAGGCGAAAAAGGUGCUCUGGAUCCACUUGAAGAAAAACAAGGCCUUCAGGCGUUUUAAGAAACUUCAGGAAGCCCGGCCUGAGUUCCACAACCACAAGCUGGAGGACCUGCUUCAACUUCCCAUCGAACGGAUUGAGCAGUAUAAACGUCUCCUGGAGGAGAUGACUGCACAUACAAGUCCAGAUAACCCAGAGUCCCAGCAGCUUUCACGGGCAGUGGCUGCGGUGGAAGAGCUGCACCAGCGUAUCCAGAACAAUACCCGGCGCCACGAGAACCACCUGCAGCUGUGCCGGGUGCAGAAACUGCUGAAGGGGCGAAAGACGAAGGUGUUGGCUGCAGGGAGGUGGUACAUCCGCGAAGGCUGGCUGAAGGUGGUUCCUUCCAAAGGGGCCGACGUGAAACCCAAGAUGUUUUUCCUGUUUUCGGACAUGCUCCUGCAGGCCAAGCCAUGCAGUGCUCUGCAUCCCACAGACAGCGACAAGUUUGCCGGCCAGUGCGCCUACCCCUUGCGGGAGUGUUCCCUGGAAAAGGUGUUCGGCAACACCAAAGGCAAAGGUGGCCUGCUCAGUCUAACUUUUCCAAAAGCCAAACUCCUGCUUAUGUCAAGCAACCAGGAGGACUUCAAUGACUGGUACAAAAGGCUGUCCUCGGCAGUCAGGAAGCUGCAGCCCAUGUCGACGGUUGUCUUCCAGCAAAAGGAUUCGGACCAGGAACCCCUCAGUUCGGCUCCUGACGGCCACAAUUUACAAAGCAGCAGCAGCGGCAAUCCCAGCAGGAAGAGAAACGUGGUGAGCAACGAGCGGGGUGAGCUCGCUCAGCGGCCGGCCGCCGAGUGGGACAGCAGCGCCCCCAAAAGGCUGAAACAGUCCACUUCAGACCACAGUUCCGAGGCGUCGACGUCAAGCUGCAUCAUCCUCUGAGAGAUUCCCAAAUCUGGACGGAAUUCCGCAUGUGUAUGUAUGUGUGUGAUGACCCCGGAUCCUUCAGUGGAAGUCUGAGAGUUUCGCUUCAGACUUUUAG
Messenger RNA from Syngnathoides biaculeatus (alligator pipefish), 4091 nucleotides. RefSeq names its product Rho guanine nucleotide exchange factor (GEF) 39 (gene arhgef39). Lineage: Eukaryota; Metazoa; Chordata; Actinopteri; Syngnathiformes; Syngnathidae. The transcript has 19 exons. Gene Ontology annotation, cellular component: plasma membrane. Gene Ontology annotation, molecular function: guanyl-nucleotide exchange factor activity. The coding region runs from base 2726 to 3991 and encodes 421 amino acids. The record is from RefSeq and is a predicted model, not a curated record. Gene Ontology annotation, biological process: positive regulation of cell migration.